Strongylus vulgaris is the source of this 300-nucleotide messenger RNA. Lineage: Eukaryota; Metazoa; Nematoda; Chromadorea; Rhabditida; Strongylidae. The record is from the annotation of a GenBank genome assembly.
AUGGUGGUUGAACAAAUGCAAUUGAAGGGCACCCUUGAGGGCCACAAUGGAUGGGUUACCCAAAUUGCCACAUUUACACGCAACGAUAAGACAACUGUCAUCUCUUCAUCUCGCGAUCGUACAAUCAUCCUCUGGGAUGUGGACAACAUCGCCACUGAAGGAGAGUCGAUUGGACGUCCCGUGAAGGCUUUGACUGGACACAAUCACUUUGUGUCUGAUGUCGCGAUCUCAUCGGAUGGACAGUUCGCUCUGUCUGGAUCAUGGGACAAGACCCUGCGCUUAUGGGAUCUGACUACGUGA